CGUUGGAAUGCGUAAUACUCGUAGAGGUUAUGUUAUUUGUUGUGUCAAAAGUAUACAAAAUGGAAUUUUCAAAAGAACCCAAUUUUGAUAUGUUAACAGCUAAGGAUUUUACACCAGAAAAAUACGUUAAGAAACUAUCUCAAAACUAUGUGGGCGGUUCCGAGUUACAAAAUCUUCGCAGAAAAAUUAAAUCGCUUUCCGAAGAAACCAGUAGUAACUUGAAGAAAAAUGUUUACGAAAAUUAUGUACAGUUCAUUGAAACCGCAAAAGAAAUAUCCCAUUUGGAGAGCGAAAUGUAUCAGCUUUCUUACUUACUUUCAGAACAGAAAUCUUUGCUUAGUGCUCUAUCUACUACAUCAAUUUUAGAAGAUAUGCAACCGAUUAACAUUGAUAGAGAUAAUAAAUUAAAUGAGAAAGAUUUCGAAGAAGAAAAUAAACAAAAAUUAGCUGCCAUUUUAGAAAAAGUAGAGGGAUGUAAAGAAUUGCUAGAAGUUCCUGGAAGAACUUUUUUAUAUGAAGGAGAUUUACUUGAAAUUGAUCCAACAGAAAAUACAUCUUUAAAGACUGUUCAUGUGUAUUUAUUUACAGAUGGUUUUAUGAUAACUAACAGGAAUUCUAACAGUCGAGGUCUUAUGAAGUAUGUCUAUGAAAUUAUGUACGACCUAAGCAGCCUAGCUGUGGUGAAUGUAAGAGACUUGGGAAAUGUCAAACAUGCCUUUAAACUUCUAAUUUUUCCUGACACUAGAGUGUUUCAGUGUUCUUCCAACUCUAAUAAAAAAGAAUGGUUGGAUAAAUUCGAUCAAGCUAAGAAAACAAGGCUAGCUCAGGAACAGCAAAAACGAGAAUCAAUUACUGAAAAAUCCCCAUCUCGCUCAGCAUCUAUUGAGUCGCCCACUUAUAACCCAUUUGAAGAAGAUAUGGGUACCAUUCACCCGGAAUGGUUUUUAGAUAUUCCUGAAGAACUUGACGUUUGUGUAGCCCAAAGACAUUUUGAAGAAGCCUUGUCUUUAUUACAGAAAGCCAAAGAUUAUAUAAAUCAGACUGCUUCUUCCAGUGAGAAACAUGAUCACGUUCUCAUUGAUAUUCAAAGAAAGGUGGAACAAAGACAGAACAGUCUAACUGAAGUGCUAAUGAAAGAACUAGAAGUUAAUCCUGACAAAUCUCUGCAAGGUGGUUUGAGAGCAGCACGUAGAGCUGUUAGGUUGCUGAAUCAAUUAGGAAGGGAAACUCAAUCAUGCAACCUGUUUCUGAAAUUGUGCAGUAGUAUGUUGAGAACUCAAUGUAAACGAGUAAAACGAGAAGGUUCGACCACAACUUAUAUAAGACAUUUAUCUAGUGUAGUUUUUACUAAUAUGUGUCACAUGUCUGAUGAGUUUUUACGAGCCUUUCCCGAUUCGCCAGCUUGUGCUUCAGCUUAUGUUGUGUGGGCCAGCAAUGAACUGUUACAAUUUACAACCCAUUUGAUUAAACAAGUUUUUAUGCCUCAGACUUCCCUGGCAACUAUCACAGAAUGCAUAAUUUUGGUCAGAACACAGUGUGAAAGGUUAUACGGUUAUGGGAUAGACCUCUGUUAUCAGUUAGAUGGCGCUUUGAGGUCGUCGCUAAUGAAAGCUUUAAGAGAUGCUCGAGAUAAACUUAUCGAUUCUAUAAAAUUGCGAGCCCUAGAUGACAAAUGGAUUCCCAUGAACUUACAUUCCAAAUCGUCUUUAGGACGUUGCAUACAAGAACACGCCCAAAUGGGGUUGAAUUUGGAAAGCUACGUUUCAGGUGAUACUUGGUUGCAAUUGACAGCAAGUACAUUAUCGUUUACAAAAAUGUUUCUAAGCUUAUUGAACGACUGUAUGAAAUUAAAAACCACAGAAUUAAUGUAUACUAUCGAUGAAACUCUAUAUAACGUCUUUGAGGCACAAAUAAGACAUAAUGAAAAUGCUCUCAGAACUGAAUUAAAUCAAGAACAACGAACAUUUCUUACGAAAAACGCCGAAUUUUUGUUGGUCAAUUUGAUAGAAGUUGCGCAAAAGAAAUACAAGGAAAAUGUUGGUUAUGAAUGCCAGACUCUACAAAAAUUGCGUAAGGAAUAUGUUGCACUACAGAAGGGUGUAUCGCCUACAUCAAGAAGUACAAAGACCAAAUAUUCUUCAGAAUUUAUUUAAGAAUGUAAAUUAUAGGUAUUAAAAAAUAAAGAAUUUUGUACUGGUUUUAAAUGAGUACCGGAUCAACCCUAUAACGUUUGAAUAAUUUUAAAUUUUGGUUAUUAUAUUCUUCAACUAAGGGACCCGACAGACGUUGUCCUGUCUUAACUAUGAAUAUUGAUUUUGAAUUGGUAUAAUUAACUAAAAAAAUAUUUCAGAAACAAAGUGUUUAUUAUUCUAAUGCUUUAUGAUAUACGACAUUCUUUGUUUUUUUUUUUCUGGACAACAAAAAAAGAAUUAGCGAAAUCGGU
Psylliodes chrysocephalus is the source of this 2443-nucleotide messenger RNA. The record is from the annotation of a GenBank genome assembly. NCBI's taxonomy places the organism in Eukaryota, Metazoa, Arthropoda, Insecta, Coleoptera, Chrysomelidae.